Haliotis rubra (blacklip abalone) is the source of this 3247-nucleotide messenger RNA. Its product is annotated as ankyrin repeat and death domain-containing protein 1A-like. Gene Ontology annotation, biological process: signal transduction. The record is from RefSeq and is a predicted model, not a curated record. NCBI's taxonomy places the organism in Eukaryota, Metazoa, Mollusca, Gastropoda, Lepetellida, Haliotidae. The transcript has 18 exons. Gene Ontology annotation, molecular function: protein binding. The coding region runs from base 831 to 2576 and encodes 581 amino acids.
CAACCGUAUAAUCAGUCUACUACUGAGGUGCCUUCAUUGAUCCGAUACUAUGUGUUCUCAGCGAGGAACAUGAUGCUGAUGGUAUAGAGCAUUGCAUCUUUAUUCUCUGUUUCUCUAAGACCGCUCAGUUAGUGUCGACCCACUGGGAUAUUUAGCUCAUCACAAAGACCGUUAUACAUAAUACCAUUACUGUUUGGCGCCAUGGAUGAGAUGACACGUGUACAAUACCACAUCGUUAUUGGAGGAAACACGUCAAUUCUGGAGAGUCUGUUUCUGCCGCGUCUUCCAUGCUAAGUCUAUCGCACGGCCAAAUCAAUCGAUACCGAGAUUGGAUUGAAGCGUCGACAGCCUUCACACAGCCGCCAGACUGUAGGUUGUGCUGGGUGGCCCACUGUAGCUAGCGUGGGUACAUAUGGGGUAAUUACGAUCAGUCACAACAACGCCAUUGAAAGUCAAAUUGAGGACCCAUGUGAUCAGACAAACAGGGAUCGCCAUUGCAGUAACUCUCAAGAACGAAUACGACCCGCUUCUUCCAAUAUUUGCGUCCUUAUACUGCCAUCAAUUUCUCUUAACUUAGUGGGCACCAACAUCUUAUGUCGUCUGCUUCAGCCAGUGCCAGUGAAUGAGCUGGUUCCUUAGACGCAAACGGUAAGCGGAGUAAGCGACUCCUGGCGGUACUCUUGGAUCAAUACCAGGAUGUGGGGAGAGAAGCCAGUGGAGCUCCAAUUCAUUUGCCUGUGGUUCUGACCUUGGAUGGAGCGUCUGUGCUUGAGCUCCUGGGGGUGCAUAUGUAGGUCCUGUCUGGGUGGAUACCUGCCCCAACUGGGAUAAUGCCGUACGCCGGGAGUGUGUCUUCUCUGGGUAGCCAUGGCUUCCGGCACCCGUCGUACAUGUCGGUGCAAGAUGAGGAGGAUGACGACGAGGAUGAGGAGGAGAAAGACGGAGAGACGGCGGACGACAUGAAGAAGAAAGAGAAUGAGUUUACCUGUGAGAUCACAACCAUCCUACAGCCGACCGACAUGCGGAGCGGCGAUUUUGAUAUCAUGUCGAAGCGGGAGCACCGACUGCAUCAGGCGGCAAGGGACAACGAGGUCGAGAUCAUCCGGAAGCUCACCAAGGAAAGGGUGGACCUGAACUGCAGGAACAACUUGGACCGGACUCCUCUCCACUGGGCCGCUGCCAACGGUAAUGUUGAAUCUGCUGAAGCAAUCAUAGAGGGCGGGGCCGACCUGGAGAGUAAAGACAAGUACGGGAUGAGAGCGGUGCUGUGGGCGGCUUGGUUCGGACACCUGCCAGUAUUAAAAUGCCUUCUCAACGCUGGUGCUACCCCUCACUGUCAGAACAAGCAAGGUCUCGGCCUCAUCCACUGCGCUGCUGAGAACAACCAAGUGGAAGUGAUGCACUUCCUGUUCGAAGCCUUGGAGAACCCCAACGUCAACAUCACAGAAAAGCGACGAAAAAUACCGUUUGUGGACACACCUAUCAAGAAUGACAGAACUGCGCUCCACUUAGCGGCGGAAAAUGGAAACCUUGACGUCAUUUUUAAACUUCUGGAGAUGAGAGCAGAGAUCCAGCGUAAAGAUAAGAAUGGCGAGACCGCUGUCCACCUUGCGGCUAAAAACGGCCACGCUGAGGUGCUGAAACGUCUACUGCUGUGCGGCGUGGAGGUGGAUGACAGGGACGUGGAGGGGAUGACCGCCCUGCAUGCCGCCGCCGACAACGGCCAUCGAGAGGUCGUUGACCUCCUCCUGGACUACACGGCCAGUGCCAAUGCCGAGACCGUCCGUGAAGUCACUCCGCUCCACCUGGCGGCAAUGCAUGCUCACGUGGAUGUCUGCCAGAGCCUCCUCAAAUACGGAUGCAAUGCUAAUGCUCAAAACUUUCAGGGGAAUACCGCCUUACACAUGGCAGCUUUAGCCAACCACAAAGAAGUAGCUCUGGUGCUUGUUGAGAAUAACUGCGAACUUGAUCUUCCUAAUCACCGUCUCCAGACGGCGCUACACGUGGGGGUGGAAAACGGCUACCUGGACGUUGUGGAGGUGUUGCUGGCCGGGGGAGCCAGCCUCGAGGCCAGGGAGAAGACGGGUAAGACGGCUCUCCAACUUGCCGCUAGGGGCAGUUUUGUCGCCAUUGUAGACAUGAUCAUCAAAGCAGACAGGUACUACGCCAUAGCGAGGGACUACCACGACAUGGACCUCGGCUACGUGGACCCGCACCAGUAUCUCCGUCGUCUUGCACACCCCGCAGCCACGCAGAUGAAGGAAGUGAUGUGGAAACUUGCCACAAAACAGCUCAAGCAGUACGACUGGAAGAAACUUGCAGUCCAUUGGAGGUUCACCCCCGAACAUAUCCGAUCUAUAGAACACCAGUAUACAGGUCCCAACAGUUACAAGGAGCACGGCUAUAGGCUGCUGAUGAUCUGGCUGCAUGGAGUUAGAAAGGAUGAGAAUGUUCUCAAACUGCUGUUUGAAGCCCUAGUCAGUGUAGACAAGAGACAAUUAGCCGAGUCCAUACGAAGAAAAGCCAACUUACAAGCUCAGAAACAAUGUUCGCCAACGUUUUGUGAAAUAUCUUAGCAGCUCCUCCAGGUAUAGACUGGACAUAUAACCAAAGCAUGUCGCUUCUUGUCAACGCUGCAUGAGACAGGGAUGCGUCUUGAUGUGUGGAUGUGUGUUAAAUUCUCAGGAGUCUGCGACACUGUGAACUGAAGAUGUUCCAGUAUGGUCCCACCGAAACCAAGCCCAUGGUGGAUGAGGAACACCAAGGAAAGAACACAUCUAUGAGCAGCUAAUGACUGUAUCUCCUCGGUAUAACGCACAAUCUGCUGAUGUUCGACUUGGGUGGUUUCAGUCUUCUUGUCCUGCUUGGGAGACGCAGUUGCAGUGAGACCUUGUCGUGGCAUACGAACGAAAUGGUGUGAUAUUUGUUAUUCCGAGGAGUGAGAGAUAAUAUUCAGGACUGUCUGUGCUAUAGCGGCGAUUCCGUAUAACGUAGGUUGCCUUAUCUGAUAUACAUAUACUACUUCGUGGUAUGUUCCACCUCAUUACAAACAUUGCCAGUGUACACCGGAUGUGGUUGGACAAGCUCCAUUACAGCAGGAGCUCCUGAAACGUCCACGUACCUCACAAAUUGAUCAUUCCUCAUACGCGAUUUCUAAUUACAUCAUGAGAACCACCAUCCUCGAUAAUCUCCAGGGUAUACGUUACGAUAAAUCUCCACUAUAUCCUGGAUGCAUCUACGGCUCGGC